UCAACAGCAGCUGCCCAGCAAUGGCCCCUCUUUCCGUUUAGGCUCUUUGGUUGUCUUAACGCUGUCAAAUAUCGCGGUAGCCGCCUCCCUAAUCACUACGUAAUGUGCCGUGCUGCUUCAAGCGGCGCUGGUGACAGUGCUGAAAGCUGUUGGGUAUGAAGUGAAACGGAACUGAAUUUUUGUACCAUCCGCAACUGCUUCAAGUUCAGAUCAUAACAAAGAAACCGAAGAUCAACCUCCCCAAGACAAGCAAAGUUGCAACACCGAAGACACACUGAAAAAAAGGAUCACUUCAACGGUUUAAAACACAAGAAGUAACCAAAUCCUGAAACGACCAAAGAAGACACACAUCAGCCCAAUUGAAACACAGAAGAGAAGCAAUCCUAUGCCCAAGCAUAUUCUGAGAAGACAAUAACUGAUCUGAAACCAGAAGUUUGUGCCUACUCAACAGCUUUGACAAAGCACACGUCCCAACGCUGCUCCUAGCCCUCCUCAUCCUCACCACACCACCGACUCACCGGGGUGUGGAGUGGGCUGCUAUCUGCUAGUUUUUUUUUCUCUCCCCCAUAGUUCCUCCGGUCUUCCCUCCCUCUACUCUCACACUGUUUUCAUUAUAAUUUUUUUCUAAGCAGUGUUAUUGCACCUGCGUUUUGCCUUUUUUUUUUUUGAGCUAGAUUUCUCCCCCUUUUUGCUUUAUGCAACCAUCUAGAACUUGUGCCAGAAACCUGUAACAAGUGUGUGUGUGUGUGUUUGUGUGUGUUUGUGUGUGUGUGUGUGUGUGUGUUCAACUGUGUGCGUGAAGAGAUCUGCAGGACCUGCAUAGUCACCGAGAUCCUAAGAAUUACAAGAUUCAAGACGACAAAUAAAGACAUCCAGCGGUGUAUCAUUUGGGUGGUUACAUAAAAAUAGUACUUAACAGUCAAGCAAAAACAUUCAAACAAGUAAUCAAGUUCAGCAAGUGCUCAAGCAACUUUGGUCCGAGUUUAUGGGAAAAUAUGGGCAGCCCCUGGAAAGGCUUUGUUGAGUUUACCUUGCCUGCGUCGCCACCCACCGCGUUUGUUAGCGCUGACCUGAGCAGCACCUCCCCUGUCGGACUCAGCCUGUCGCCAUAUGGCCGAUCCAUGAGUUUUGACCCAGGCAUGCUCCAUAACAAUGGACACACUGCAUACGCCACAAACGGCACAGGGCCUGGCAUUAGAGAGACUGGUGUAGUGGAGAAACUUCUGACUUCUUACGGGUUCAUCCAGUGCUCCGAACGUCAGGCUCGUCUCUUCUUCCACUGUUCCCAGUACAAUGGCAACCUGCAGGAGCUUAAAAUAGGGGAUGAUGUAGAGUUUGAGGUAUCCUCUGACAGGCGCACUGGCAAGCCCAUAGCAGUGAAGCUGCUAAAGAUAAAGCCAGAGGUGCUGCCAGAGGAGCGCAUCUCGGGCCAGGUGGGGCCAGACCUGCACGCCUAUCCCUUUACUGUGCUGCAUGGUUAUAUUCAUCCAGUUGUCUCAGCAAUCCCGGUGCACUUGGAUGGAAAGUCUGCUCCUGGCCAGGUGCCCACUGGCAGUGUUUGUUACGAAAGAAACGGGUGGUGUGAUGUUCCACAGGAAGUGUUCUACCUUACCUACACUCCUGACGACGUGGAGGGUAAUAUCCACCUGGACACAGGCGACAAAGUCAGCUUUUACAUGGAGACCAACAAGCAUACCGGUGCAGUCAGCGCUCGUAAUAUUCAACUUGUGAAGAAAAAGCAAAUGAGAUGCCAGGGUGUGGUGUGUGCUACAAAGGAGGCGUUUGGAUUCAUUGAGAGAGCCGAUGUGGUGAAGGAGAUCUUCUUUCACUACAGCGAGUUCAAGGGUGAUCUGGAGGCUCUGCAGGCUGGAGAUGACGUUGAGUUCACCAUCAAAGACAGAAAUGGUAAAGAAGUAGCCACAGAUGUGAGGCUGCUCCCCCAAGGAACGGUCAUCUUUGAGGAUAUCAGCAUUGAGCAGUUCGAAGGCACUGUCGUCAAGGUCAUUCCCAAGGUUCCCACCAAAAACCAGAACGACCCUCUACCAGGUCGUAUCAGUGCCCGGAUUGGUUUCACUGAUAAGGAACUGCCGUUUGGUGAGAAGGACACAAAGUCCAAGGUGACCCUUUUGGAGGGAGAUCACAUACAGUUCAACAUCUCCACCGACCGCCGAGACAAGCUGGAGAGGUCUACCAACAUCGACAUCCUCCCAGACACCUUCAACUUCACCAAGGAGACCCGUGAAAUGGGUGUGAUUGCGGCUAUACGUGAUGGCUUUGGCUUCAUUAAGUGUGUGGAUCGGGAUGCCAGGAUGUUCUUUCAUUUCAGUGAAGUUCUAGAGGAGAGCCAACUGCACAUCUCCGAUGAAGUGGAGUUCACUGUUGUGCCUGUAGGUCCUGUUUAUAAGCUUUUCACAAAAGAUAUGCUGUCUGCUCAGAGGAACCAUGCAGUGCGCAUCAAGAAGCUGCCCAAGGGCACAGUGUCCUUCCAUACCCAGUCUGAGCAGCGCUUUGUGGGUGUGGUGGAAAAGGAAGUUGUGGCAACCCCCAACAAGAAUACUAGUCCCACCAAGACCAAGGAGAAGGAAGCUGAGGAAGGAGUUAUUGCAUAUGAAGACUGCGGAGUGAAGCUCACUGUGCCAUACCAUACCAAGGACCUGGAGGGAGGAGGCUACCCACAAGUCGGAGACAAGGUGGAGUUCUCUAUCAACGAAGUGAAGCGAACUGGCCAGCAGAGCGCAGUCUCCAUCAGGGUCCUCAACCGUAACGCCUCCAAUGCGAAGAGACUGCAUGGAUUUGUUGCCACACUGAAGGACAACUUUGGCUUCAUUGAGACAGCAAAUCAUGACCAGGAGAUUUUCUUCCACUACAGUGAAAUGUGUGGAGACUUGGAGAACUUGGAGCUGGGCGACACUGUGGAGUACACUCUCUCUAAGGGAAAAGGAAACAAAGUUAGCGCUGAAAAGGUUACUAAAGUGGCUGCAGUGAAUGGCAUUGGUGAGGAUGUCGGUGCGACAGUGAUGAUGGGGAAAGUCAUCCGUCCCUUACGCAGUGUGGAUCCCUCCCAAACGGAAUACCAAGGGCUUAUUGAAGUCACAGAGGAAGGUGGAACUAAAGGCCAGAACUAUCCCUUUGGAAUCAUGGGUAUGGCAAAUAAGGCAGAUUGUCUGCAGAAAGGAGAACUUGUGAAGUUCCAGGUUUGCACAGUUGCUCAAACUGGACAGAAGAUGGCCUGUAAUGUGGUCCCUCAACGCAGAGCCAUGGUGGAGUGUGUCAAAGACCAGUUUGGCUUCAUCACAUAUGAAGUUGGUGAGAGCAAGAAGCUGUUCUUCCAUGUAAAAGAAGUGCAAGAUGGCCUGGAGCUCCAGACCGGGGAUGAGGUGGAGUUCUCUGUUGUCCUCAAUCAACGCACAGGAAAAUGUAGUGCCUGUAAUGUACGCAGAGUGAGUGAGGGGCCUAAACCGGUGGUGACUCCGCGUCCUGAUCGUCUGGUGAACCGAUUGAAGAGCAUCACUCUUGACGACGCCAGUGCUCCUCGCCUGGUCAUUGUGAGACAGCCCCGUGGUCCUGACAAUUCAAAGGGCUUCAAUGUUGAGCGCAAGACCCGCCAGCCAGGUGUCAUUGACUGAGCAAUACAGAGCCCCGCCCUGUUUGGUGUUGGUGGGAUGCUGUCCCAAAGGGCAACAGCAGGGGAUAAGGGAAUUAAAUUUAACACAUGCUUGUACACAAACUCAUACACAAAACAUACGCACACAUACAGUAAUCGGCAUGUGUAAUCUUUGUCCCCAUUGAUACCUGCGUGGGAACUUUUUUCAUUCCACAGUUCCCUGCCUCCCAUGUAUGAUGUACUUGAUAAAGAGUUCCACACU
Messenger RNA from Dicentrarchus labrax (European seabass), 3866 nucleotides. RefSeq names its product cold shock domain containing E1, RNA-binding (gene csde1). The transcript has 21 exons. The record is from RefSeq and is a predicted model, not a curated record. NCBI's taxonomy places the organism in Eukaryota, Metazoa, Chordata, Actinopteri, Moronidae. The coding region runs from base 996 to 3626 and encodes 876 amino acids. Gene Ontology annotation, molecular function: nucleic acid binding.